Molecule: messenger RNA, 2761 nt
Organism: Oldenlandia corymbosa var. corymbosa
Lineage: Eukaryota; Viridiplantae; Streptophyta; Magnoliopsida; Gentianales; Rubiaceae
Source: the annotation of a GenBank genome assembly
AAAGUACCAUUCAUUUGCAUGGCUAGAUUUUCCUAUAAAUAAGUUGUAUCUUCCCUGAGUGAUUUCUUGACGUUUGAUACAUGUAUGAAGUAGAACACCAACAAUGGCGAACCAAAGAGGGAUUUUCUACUUUGUAUAUGCUUUAGUGCUUGUUUCUUCCCUACUGUUGAAGUGCCAAUGCGAAGAGAGAAAGAUCUACAUUGUGUAUUUGGGAGAAUUGCCUCGUGGUGGUGAUGGAGAUCAUGAUGGCACUCUAGCAUCAUCAUUGGCAUCCACACAGCACCAUUCAAUUCUCAAUAACGUGCUGGGAAGUGCUUCCCUACCACGUGAAUUACUGGUGCAUCAAUACACUAGAAGUUUCAAUGGAUUUGCUGCAAGAUUAACCACAGAAGAAGCUCAAAAAAUAUCGAGAAUGGAGGGAGUGGUAUCCGUGAUUCCAAACCAGGUCUACCAUAUCCAAACCACCCGAUCUUGGGAGUUCAUGGGAUUUGAUGCCAAUUUUCUCAUCAAUCAUAACCCUUCUCUUUCUCACCAUGGUGACGUGAUUGUUGGAAUCUUGGAUAGUGGUAUCUGGCCUGAACAUGAGAGCUUUGGUGACCAAGGGGUUGGUCCUGUCCCAGCUAGGUGGAAAGGGAGCUGUGAUGGUUUAAACUUCACUUGCAACAAAAAACUCAUAGGAGCCCGUGCUUACAGCUCUGAAAUGAUGAACUCAACAACACCAUUAUCAGCAAGAGACGACGUAGGCCACGGCACGCAUACUUCCGCGACGGUUGCCGGCCGGGAAAUCGCAAACGCCAGCUAUUACGGUAUCGCGAAAGGCGUCGCCCGGGGAGGAUUUCCUAACGCCAGGAUCGCAAUGUACAAAAUAUGCUCGAGUAAUGGUUGUGAUACCGCGGGCGCGCUCAAGGCAUUCGACGACGCCAUCGCCGAUGGCGUCGACAUCAUCUCUAUGUCUAUAAGCGGAGAUGAUCCGUACCAGUAUUUCAACGACGCUCUCGCAAUCGGAUCAUUCCAUGCCAUGAAAAACGGCGUCUUGACAUCCAGCGCGGCCGGAAACGCCGGCCCGUCUCGAGCCUCAGUUACAAAUAAUGCACCCUGGUUGCUAACCGUGGCCGCCAGCACUAUUGACCGCGGUUUCAACACUCGGGUUAUGCUUGGAAAUGGACGAUUUGUCAAUGGAGAUUCAUUCAAUGGCUUUAAGGGGGAAACUUACCCUUUAGUAUAUGGAGGAGAUAUAGCAAAUUAUACAGGAGGCCAGGAUCCAUAUGAAGCACGAUGGUGCCUAACUGGUAUCCUGGAUGCUACAAAACUCCCCGGGAAGAUCAUCUUAUGUUAUCCUUACGCCCCUGAUCUUGUCGACCUUCCAAGAUAUCUUCUGCAUCAUCAUGCUGAGGGGGUCAUCGUUGUUCCUACACCAACUCCUUAUCCACUAACUAAACCUGAACUGAUUAAAUUCCCUUUACCAGCAACAACCAUUACAGAUGAAGAUAGUCGCAUAAUUCUAGAUUACAUCAGAAGUACAGAAAAUCCAUUUGCAACUAUCUUAAGAACAGAUGAAUAUAAAGACCUUACAGCUCCAACUGUGGCUGAUUUCUCUUCAAGAGGACCUAAUCCUAUUUCUCCGGACAUCCUUAAGCCUGAUAUUACCGCCCCCGGAGUGGACAUCCUUGCGGCCUGGCCUCCAAAUAUACCAACAUCUACCGUCAACGAUUACGAACAAAGAUUCAACUACAACAUAGCUUCUGGAACCUCCAUGUCCUGCCCUCAUGCUACUGCUGCUGCUGCUUAUGUCAAGGCUGUCCAUCCUGAUUGGUCACCUGCCGCCAUUAAAUCUGCCCUCAUGACAACAUCAUUCCGAGUGGAUCCGAGAAAGCAUGCUGAACGUGAAUUCGCUUACGGAGCUGGUCAUAUCAACCCUGUGGCAGCGGCGGAUCCAGGACUUGUGUUUGAUGCUAACGAGACAGAUUACAUCCAGUUCCUUUGCAAGCAGCACGAAUACAACAACACUAGAUUGAAAGCUGUUACCGGCGACAACUCUACUUGUAACAAUGUUGCUGCAGCUGGAAGAGGUUGGGAUCUUAACUACCCAUCUUUCUCCCUGUCGUUACUAGAUGACCAGGAAAUCAAUGCUACCUUCACCAGAACCGUGACAAAUGUUGGCAAGAAGCCUUCAACUUACAAAGCUAGCAUCCAAGGUGUUGAUUCAUCAACCCAGUUCAAGGUUAAAGUGGAGCCAUCAACCCUUGAUUUCUCCACUGUUGGGGAGAAGAAAUCAUUCAGAGUUGAAGUCACCGGGCCGAAGAUUCGACAGCAACCGAUAAUGUCCGUUCAGAUAGUGUGGAAAGAUGGCCUUCAUGAAGUGAGGACACCGGUGGUGGUGUACAAUUACAUCCCUGGAACUCCACGUCGUGUGCACUUUGGUUGAUUGACUGUUUGGUGGCUCUAAAGCACAGUGGUAGAUUAUAUUUACUUCUUAUUUCGGCUGAUCUUUUGUAGGGUUAAGUGCCUGUUUGAUCAUACCACUUGCUUAAAAUUAUUUUAUUUAAUAGUACUUUUUCAUUUUCACAUUCUUUGAUAACAAAAAAUAAAACUUUUAAUAAAUUAAGUAGUACUGAAACUGUAGUACAAAAAUGAAGAAUAAAGUUAGUUUAUUGUCCAAUACAAAAUAUAAAUAAAAAAAAGGUCUUAUUUCGCUUAUUUAGUACUCUCUCCGGUCCUUAUUAUAAGACAUUUUGAGACAUUUUGAUUUCGUCCUAGGUUU